Messenger RNA from Varroa destructor (honeybee mite), 2854 nucleotides. It is a transcript of the gene O-fut2, whose product is annotated as O-fucosyltransferase 2. Gene Ontology annotation, molecular function: peptide-O-fucosyltransferase activity. The record is from RefSeq and is a predicted model, not a curated record. Gene Ontology annotation, biological process: protein O-linked glycosylation via fucose. Lineage: Eukaryota; Metazoa; Arthropoda; Arachnida; Mesostigmata; Varroidae.
AUUUUAAAAGAUGACAAUCCGUUUUUAAACAACCUUGAUAAAAAUCAAUCAACUGAUGUUAUAAAAUUAAUUUCAAAGUUACGCGUCAUAUUAAAAUAUCUACAGCCGGUUUCUCUGCCUUUGUGAUGAAAAAAAUCAAUAUACACUUUAAAUACAAAUUUGCAAAAGCGGCUUACGAAAAUUUUAUUUUUUUCAAAAUCCAGCAAGUGAACUUCCUUCUUUUUUUUUGCAGCGGUCUUUUCUCUGUUUACACGUAUUCUUACUUUUGGUUUGCGUACCCAGGUAACGCUUGAGCCUAACUUUCCCAUUGUAUUUUUUAAGAGGUAUAGGGCUGAGUGCUCAACCGCACACUAAGCCUUACGUCUAAUACAUUUUCUUAACACUAUAGGGUCCACAGCUACGUAAAUCUCGGACUUUAGUAAUCUGGGACACUACACAUCUCCUACUGUAUAGCCUAAUCAGUCUGCUCCACUAGUUGUCUGCUCUACGUCAUCACAACAUAUCAGCUGUUCUACAGCACAGUUCACUGCACUUGAAAAAUCGGCCGGUUUGCCGCCGAAUAUACUGGAAUCAAGGAGUCUACGGUCGUAUGUUAGUAUUUGUUACUAAGCAAAUUGUUCGAGGUGCUUGGUGUAAUUUUUGAGACGUGUGACAAAUGUAGACGUUUUAACGCGUGCGAUGGUAAAUGUACCCUUCGGUGAAUUCGACCAGAUAUGUGGUGGAGUCACAACUUAGUGUAAACAUAAUGAUGUAUUUCUCUGUGAGUUUGUGACACUGGUAGCAAAAAUUAGAGAGGCUAAAUUAGAAAUAACGGCGUGAACAUAUCAGAUGCGAGGAUUGAACGAAUUCGAAAUACUUUAUAUUCACGACAACACUGCACUGUGCUGAAAACGCCUCAAAAGUGAACCAAAAUUUACACUGAAGUUCAGUCGAAGAAAGCUUUCGUCAAGUCUAUAAUAUAAAGUUUGAAUUUCUGAAAUGGUUCAUCCGUCAGUUGCUCUCGUGCAAAUUUUAGUUCUGCUUGCAUUUCCCUUAAGGACAUUUUGUGACGAACGGUAUCUCCUGUACGAUGUUAGUCCCACAGAAGGGUUCAAUCUUCGUAGGGAUGUGUAUAUGAGGAUUGCACGAAUCGCUAAGCAAAGAAACUGGACUUUGGUGUUGCCCCCGUGGGGACCUUUACCCCACUGGAAGGGGCCGACGGGCCUACCAUGGUCACUGUUUUUCGAUGUGCCGAGCUUGAACAACUACACAAAGGUGAUAGAGUUCAACGACUUUAUGGAUCGAUACGUUGGUGACGUUCUACUGGACAAUGUUUAUGUUCUGAAACACGCGCCUAUAAAGGAUGAAUUCGAUGACACUUAUUACAAAGUUGAGUGUGGACGAAACGUUGGUUACCGGCUCGUGGAUGGCUUGUAUGAAGGGUACUUUUUCGGAAAGGAUAAUAUAAAGGCUAGGAAGGUGACCUGCCUUGAAGUGUCUGGAACGGGAAACAUCCUCGCCCCAUUAUUCGAUGAGGAUUCUAUGAUAAUGCUAGAUCAUGCUGAAGUCGUACUUCAUGACGGAUUCGGAGAUAAAGAGUAUUGGAAGAUCAGGAAGUCGAUGACAUUCGCCAAAGAACUUCAAGACGAGGCAAGUAGGUUUAUUAAGUCACGUCUUGGGGAAAAAUUCUUGGCAAUUCAUCUGAGGAGAUCUGAUUUUCCGAUUGUGAGGCCUAAUGAUGUACCAAGUAUCAAGGGCGCCGUUCAACAGGCGAAUCAGAUACUAAAAGAACGUGGAUUGAAGAAGGUUUUUCUGGCCACAGACGGUGAUCAGAAGGAGGUUGAGGAAUUCCUCAGGUUGGUACCCGAAGCCGUUGCAUAUCACAAGGCAGGCGUCCGUUUUGAGAAUCCCGAGAAUCUCAUAGAAAACUCGAGCCAUGAUCUGUGUGACAAUCCUACUCCAGCAAGCAGUGUUGCCAUUCCAGGACAGGAUGCGAAGCAGUGCUCAAGCAAUCGAGGAGACCUGGACAAACCGUGCAGGUCCCUGGAUGAACACUGUGGGACUGUAAAAGACCAUGAAUCUGUCAAGGCGUUGCCAAUGGAAGAAAAACCUCUUCCAAAUGGCGGAAAUUGUAAGAAUGAAUACCAAGAUAGAAAUGUAUCCAUAAAAAAGGGCGAAUUUCAGCCAAGCUGCGAAGAACCAAUUAACUCAAUCGAUAAGCUGUGUUUACUCAAGGACUCAUGUACAACGCAAGAAGGUAGCAGCGACACUCAGGAAGGUAUUGACGUCCAUGAAAGGGUCCUCAAAACAAGCCAUGAGCGAUGUGAAAAUCCUUACCAAGACAAGAAUAUUAAAAUCCCACCCACGGCAUACUUCGAGCCAACAUGUAGUGGAGCCAGUCGAUCAUUAGAUCAGCCGUGUGGUGCCGACAAAAGGUGCCCGCAAAGUCAGGGUCACUAUGCUGAACCUCUCUUGCCUGGAAAAGCCGAUUCCAAGGCUAUGGAAAAGGGGACAGCAAGACAGGCCGGCAGCUGCUUAGGCGGUGAUGGCACCGAGGUAGACAUCAGAUGUGUGUCGGAGACCUACUCAUCUUCGAACAGAGCACGUUCAAGCAACUUUAUCGAAGGUUCCUGUAUGCCUUCCCCACCGUCUCGCCUAACCGAGGGUCAGAUCGCUAUUGUUGACCAGAUUACCUGUUCACGGGCGGAGGUUUUCGUCGGGUCGUUCGAAUCGACAUUCUCGUUUCGAAUCCAAGAAGAGCGCGAAAUUCUGGGAAAGGCACCCGACACAACGUUUAACCGACUCUGCGCCGAUGGUGAAACCGAUUGCCAACAGCCUACGAGAUGGACAAUUGUUAAUUAAUUUCGGUUGCGCU